Molecule: messenger RNA, 954 nt
Organism: Toxoplasma gondii ME49
Lineage: Eukaryota; Apicomplexa; Conoidasida; Eucoccidiorida; Sarcocystidae
Exons: 1
Coding region: 1-501 (166 amino acids)
Source: RefSeq, a predicted model, not a curated record
AUGCGCAUCGACGCCCUGCGACUCCGCGCGCGGUUUCGCAAGAAGCGACUCUACACUCACGGCGGAUUUCGCGGCAGUCGAGUUUCUGGAAACGAAAGACCUGCGUCGUUUCUGAGAUUCCUGUUUCCUCUCUCUGUCCAGUCGCUGAUCGCCCACCUACAGCGUCGUCUGUCGGCUGCGACGCUCUCCGACCAGGGUCCGCUGCCGUCUCAGUCCGCUACCGUCUCAGUCCGCUGCGGCGGGAGCUCGCGUCGACCUUGUUUUCUCUUCUCGCCAGAAUGCGGCUGUGCCGCUCUUGAGUGUACGCACAGACCAGCUUUGCCGCCUCUUCCUGUCUCUGAUCAUUCGCGGCUUCCUCCACUUUGUGUCUCGAGGAUUUUACUCACUUUCUUGUGUCUGGAGGAAGCAAACGGCCUCUGCCCACAAUCGACGUGGACCUGCGUCGUCUACGCUUUUUCUCGUGGGGUGCCUCUGAGCUCGUCAAGAGGUUUCUCUCUUUGAGAACGUCUCACUCGUCUCUGUCCCUGCCUCCUUUUCACUGGGCCGAUCUUGUCCUCAUCUGUCUCUCUGUCUCCUCGCUCUAUCACGCUGUCUCUCGGUUUCUGCAGCUGAGUCCUUCGAUCUUUCUGUUCCGUUGUCUCAUGCUUUGCCUUCGUUACGCGCCCUCUCCCUGCGCCUUCUUCUCUGUUGUCCUCUCUCUCUGUACUUCUUCCUUCCUCUCGCUGUUCCUCUCUGUCUCUGUCGUAUUCUCUUUUUCUGUUUGCGCCUCUGUGUCUGCCGCACUCUGCUUAGAGCAGUGGACUGUUUCUGCUUUUCUUCUUCCUCUUCUCCCGAGGCGUCUUUUUUCUCUCUCCCUGCCCUGAGGCUUGGCCUCCGUCUGAAGGGGCACCCGCGUUCCUCGACCAACUCCUCACCACCGCCUUCUCCGCCUUCCUCCUUCGCUGCUUCGCUCGC